Molecule: messenger RNA, 2212 nt
Organism: Exophiala mesophila
Lineage: Eukaryota; Fungi; Ascomycota; Eurotiomycetes; Chaetothyriales; Herpotrichiellaceae
Exons: 1
Coding region: 712-1812 (366 amino acids)
Biological process (GO): fungal-type cell wall organization
Source: RefSeq, a predicted model, not a curated record
AUCUGAUAUAAUGCACAUAUGAUUUGACAGGCGAAUCAAAGAACCCCCUGACUUGUCCUUAGCCCCAAUCUUCCCCAUCUGCUUCCAAUUCCCGGCCUCUGAGCGCCCGAGACACAAACUUGGGGGGUGGUGCUUGUCCCUUGGCCAAGUCCCAGUCUUGAUUGUUAGGGACGACACCAUCUUUUCUCCAGGCGAAGAAAGAUAUCCGCACGCGGCUUCAGACUUCCCCUUUGCCUGCAACUCCCUUUCUUACGGUAUACCAACUCACUCCUCACUCACUCACUAUCAUUCAUUCGGCUUCUUCUUCUAAGCUAUCCUAUUCCUUUGAUCUUCAGCAGUACAUUUACAUUCCUCCGCUACAACUUUCUCUAUUCUCUUUGACAGGGUCCCUCACCUUCUUCUCCCUGCCACGCUUUCCAACCUUCCUGCACGCGACGAAGCCAAACUCAUUUCCGCGGAUCGUCUUUGACUUCUGUCAUACUCCAGCUUCCUAUUUCAAUUUCAAUAACAUCCUCUCUUCUUAGACGAUUCCCAAGCAAGAGUACCGAGAUUAUCUUCACCUUUGACGCGAUCAAUACUACCACCAUCGCCGAAAAGCUCACGCGUGCAACAGAUGAUGCUGUUGCCCCCUUAGACCACCACGAACCUCUGUGACCUAUUUCCCAAGUCCAACACACGCUUCUCCCUCAAACCUGUGCAUCCUCCACUAAAAUGCACUCUAAGAUUACCAGCGCGGUCGUUCUGACCUCUCUCGUCUCUGCCACAAAUGCCUUCGUCCCUUUCAAGAUCAAGCCUCUUCCAGCCGACUUCGACACACGCGUCUGGUCACCUCUCACAACCAUCACCCCUGCCCCUUCUACGGCUUCUGCCAUUCCCUCUGAAGAAGUCACUCCAGCCCCUGCGCUGAUCUCGAUAAACGAUGAAAAGAUUCUGAAUAUACAAACUGUGGCCAAUGCGGAGCCUGACUCCGACCUUCGCAAGCGACAAGGUGUUCAGCAAGCAGUUCCCCCUGUUUUCUCUCAAGUAUCACCUAUCACGACCUAUCAAAUUGAUUUCGCCCGGAGUGGUUCGGUGAGACAGCUCACCGUUGUUUAUACUCAAACCUUUAAUCCAAUCCCCGAUCAGUGGCCUAGCCCAACGCUUACGGGCUCCAUCGGCAUGGGAACGAUUACAGGCCAAAUCGGUGUCGUUAAAACAAAGAGAAGUUUACCAACCCAAGCGCCAAUGGGCUCUCCACCAAACUCCAUCCCAACCGAGAAGGUCCCGGCACACGAGACCACUACUGAAGAACAACUGCUGCAACUCCUUCACAAACUUCGCAAGGCUGGUGAAGAGGCAACGGGUGAAUUUUCGACUCUUGUCGCAAAAGUCAAGACACCAUCCCUGAAGGAAAUCGAGGACGAGAUCGCUACUCUUGUCCACAAGAUCAAGAAGCCUUCUCUUAAUGAAUUUGAGGAAGGACUUACUUCACUCUUGCAUAAAGUCAAGAAGCCCUCGUUCAAGGACAUCGAACAGGACAUUGUGGCCAUUGCCAAAAAGCUUCGUCUUCCAGGCUCAAAACAAGCCUUGGGCUCAAGUUCCAGCACCGACUCCAACAACAACAACAACGCACCAUUCAACUUCGGACCUAACAAUGCUGAUAAACCUACAGUCAAGGACUCCCAGUCAUUUUCCUUUGGAUCUGAUUCUGACGAACCAAUGAACCUUGAACCGGAACAACGCGUCAGCGAGAAUAGCGCACCAAUGACAAGAACCGGAGGUCUUGCAAUGCUGGCACUGGUAGCAAGUUCCCUCUUCUACUACCAUCUAUGAUGUCUUUUCUUUUGUAUUAUGGAUUUGAUGGAUCACGGCGUUUUAUGGUCAGAGGCAAUUAUUGAUUGCUAUGGAAUAUUACGUCUGAACUAGAAGGAUGAGAUGUCUCAUUAGGUAGACAAAGGGAGUUUAUUCACCGGAUUUUUUGGGUGUUGAAAUGAGACAACAGCUCACGGGGUGCGAAUGCUUUGAACAUUGUCACACUGAUGUACAGGAUGUGAUGGAUCCAAUCUUUGUUGGAAAUCCAGGCGGUUCUGUCUGCCUUUUGCGAGUCAAAGGCAACUAGCUAGCAUUAGGUGUCUGGGGCACUUUGGUGGGAACUAUUGGUUAGCUAGCACGGGUCGAUACCUAUUUACUUUAGUACAAUACUACGGAUUCGGAUCCAAUUCUAACAUAUACA